Messenger RNA from Penicillium longicatenatum, 1047 nucleotides. RefSeq lists its product as uncharacterized. The transcript is spliced from 5 exons. Lineage: Eukaryota; Fungi; Ascomycota; Eurotiomycetes; Eurotiales; Aspergillaceae. The coding region runs from base 1 to 1047 and encodes 348 amino acids. The record is from RefSeq and is a predicted model, not a curated record.
AUGAGUUCUCCAGGUCUACAGACUCAAACGAUAAUCACCACAGACCUCCUAGUAGUUGCCAUCGUUUUACCUAUCUUGAGUACAGUCGCCGUCCUGCUUCGACUCUGGUCGAAUCUCGCCAAGCUCAAGCGCCUCUUUCUUGACGAUUAUGUCAUCAUUCUGGCCCAACUCUGUGUCUGGGGGAUGUCCAUUAAUGUCUACGUGGGCGCGACACUAGGGGGAGUUAAUCAGAUCAAAGGCACCGCUCUCUCAGCCGCCACCGUCUCCCUUCGGACACUAUACAUUCAAGGCAUUCUACUGACCGCUAGCUUGACUGUGAUCACCGUGUGGGUCUAUAUUGGGGGUUUGCUCGCAUGGGGGGUUGCCAUCAUCAUAGUCCGACUACUAUGCACAAACCCCAUCAGUCAAAUUUGGGACCCAAAAUCUGUGACACCCCUUCGCUAUGACGUUGGCAAGUUCUCUAUAGCAUUCGCCGCAAUGAGUCUAUUCUUCGACUUGCUAGUGCUCUGUAUUCCCAUUCCUCUUAUUCACCACUUGCAGAUGUCUACCCGCAAAAAGCUUAAAGUGUUAGGUAUUUUUUGGCUGGGAAUUUUCUGCUGUUUCUCGUCUGCUAUUCGCCUCUACUACAUUCCAGGCCUCUCCCAACUUAAAUGGUCGCCCGCCUUCAUAUGGGCCUUAAUUGAGCCAAAUGCAAGCGUCAUUGCCGCCUGUCUGCCUAUUUUUGGGCACCUGCUUGGCGAAGGCUGGAGAAUUAGCACCUUCGUCCAGAACUUCUGGGCCCGUCUUCGCAAGCGCCAUAUAGGCUCUGGCAAAAUUGGUGCAUCAUCCAAUGGAAUAUCAAGUACGGCCGAAAGCAACGCCAAUCCUCCAUUUGCUGAAGCGCAAUCCGAUAAUCGGCACCAGUUGCAGGGAUUUGAGAUCAACAAAACUACCAGUGUCGAUGUAGAGCUGGGCGAUCACGCCUACGACGACGCGUAUCCCUUGGUAGCGUACCCGCAACAACCUUCGCUGCAGAUGAAAAUCCAUGUUGCAAGCUGUUUCCGAUAG